AUGUCAGAUGACAAUAAGACACCUAAUAGGUCGAGCACUCCAAAGUUUAAUAACAAUCCAGUAACACCGAAUGAUAAAAUUCCUGAAACAGCAAAAAAAUCCAAUGAAAUCAGAACACCUAGAAUCCCGUUAUUCACGUUUGCCAAAGGCAAAAAUCAUUCAAGGCCGUCAACCACAACUCAUAACUCACCUAACCAAUCAACUGAUGUAAAACAGGUUUUUCAUAAACAGUUGCAACAACCAAAAUCCUCGCCACUGAAAAGAAAUAACUCUAAUUCUUUUUCUCACUCAAAUCUGGAAAAAAUAAGCAACGGCAAACUACUCUCCCUUCUUCGAUCCAAAACGUCAGCGGGAAGAAUUGAAUCGAAGAAUCCUUCACACGAUGCUAGCAGGUCUCUAGCAACCUUCGAACAAACAACAUUUCCUCUACAUGCGGAGCAACAAACUUUUAGCUUGAAUACAAAGCCUGAACAUACCAUAAUACCGAUAUCAAAAUCACAAAACAAUAACUCAUUUUUAUCUGGAGUAAAAAGCUUACUAAGUGAAGGGAAAACGAAGGAUCAUCCUAAAGAGAUUCUCAGCAUAAGCUUGGUAAACACACAAUCCGUUCUUGAAAAGUCAUUAAAAAAAGAAGCAGUAAACAUCGACGCCGGUGUGGUUUCUGUGACCAAGAACAAAAUUAUCAAGGAGGAUGAUGUAGAAGGAAAGGAGAAAAAGCUGAAUGUAAGCGAAAAUUCUGCCCGUUCCGAUGCACUACCAGCUCCAAAAGCUAGUGCCAGUGAUGCAUCUCUGUCACCCAAAGAGAGCAAAACAAGGAGCCCUGAAAAUACGAAAGCGAAUACUUCACCCAAAGAAGUUUAUAGAAUAAACCAAGAAUCUACUAAUAAGGGCUUGGAAAUAAAUCGAGAAAAACUAGAAAAACUAGAAAAAAGUAGGGCAAACAGUACGGUCCCAUCGGCUUUAUAUGCUAAUGAGACAUCAAUCACAGCAGAAACUCAAACACCAAAGAAAACCUGUCCAUCUUCAAAGAAAUUCGCCAUUGAUCAAGAUAAAACAGCAUUGUUCUGUGAAAAGACAUUGGCAUCUUCCAAGUACCAGCCUAUAACAGCUGAGCAAGAAAUGAAAGAAGAUGCCAACCUUAAGAGGAUGGAAGUCUUAAAGUCGCCUCAUUUGUCGAAAAAUCCAACUAAAAAACCUCAGGAGUCCAAAAUCAGCCAAGAUUUGUCAACUAGAGACGAAGAAACCGGCAAGCUUGUUUCUCUUGCUGGAUACGAAGGCAGAAAAAGCAACUAUAGUCCUAGCUCUGGAAGUACAGAAAAAAUAUAUGAUAUGAACACUCCUACAAAUAAAAAAAAUGGUGAAAACAAGGAAACUAAAAAGAAGUCACUCGAAAUCAAGAGCACUAAAGCUCACAUAAUUAAAGCAGCUGAAGAAAUCACCAAACAUAUAGUACCUGAUGCACGAAUAAAUAGUAGAAAAGUCCUUCAAAACGUACAGGGGGAAUCCCAAAUUGGUUUGACGAAUAAAACCUCGAAUGUUAUGCCAUCAAAGAGACCAUGGCUAGAAGACGUACUAAUUCCGACGAAAAAGCGCAAGCAUAGUGAAGAAUCAACUUCAAAUACCACAAAUCGUACAAUAAACACCCAAAACCGGCUAGAGCCCGAGAAGAUUGUCCAAGAUAUCUCGAAUACAAAAGAAUCGACCAACGAGAUUAAUAUCGCUACUCAAAGGUUAAAUAAACCGCAGAGCAGUACUGUCGCUUCCACACAAAUAGUUACACAGAAAAAUGAUACGGAAAAGGGAACUAAUGACUUUUUUCAGGUUGAAUCCGCUUCAGUCGAAUCUCCAAAAAUUGACCGAGAGCAUGAUAAUUCGAAAGAUGUACCAGUUUCCAAGGCUGUUGAAAGCAAAUCUUUAUUAAAUUUAUUCUCAAACGUAUUCAAGACUCCUUUCAUCAAAAGUGAAAACAAACCUUCUCCUAGUAGUGUUCUGCUGGAAGAAAAGACUAAUGUUUUAAAAAGCAUCGCUCGCACCGAAGGGCCAGGAAAUAAGGCUGAUAACAGGUCUUUAUCUCAACCAGUUAGUGGAAGUAAGCCUGACUAUAACGAUGAUUUUCAAAUUUCUCUAUCCCAGCCCUCGAAGAAAUCUUUCACGAAUUCUCCAAAGGAUAAGCAGAUCAAAGAAGAGAAGCACUACCGUGGGAGAAUGGAUACAAUAAUAACUCACCCAGGAAAAAUGGAACUUAUUUACGUGUCUGACUCAGACAAUACAUCUUCAGAUAAUAAUAGUCUAACUGACCUGGAAAGUUUAAGUUCUGGUGAAUCAAAUGAAAUCAAGGUAACAAAUGAUUUCGACACAAGCGCCGAAAAGAACCAAAUUCAAGCAAAUAAAUGGUUUGACCCUGUAUUGGACUGGCGAAAAUCGGACCGUGAAUUAACCAAGAACAUUCUUUGGAGGCUAGCUGACAAGACAACGUACGAUAAAGAAACAAUCAAUGACCUUAUUGAACAAGGGAUCCCAAGACACAGCUAUCUAAGUGAUAAUCCCUUGACUAGUGUUACUAAUGACAUCUGCUCUGUUGAAAACUAUGAAACGUCAAAUGCUUUCUUUUACCAGCAAGUGCACAAGAAGGACAGGUUACAAUACUUGCCAUUAUAUGGAGUUCCUUCAUUGGAAGAAUCGAAUAACACUGACAAAAAUGAUUUGACGAAUAAAAAUAUCAGUUCAGGGAAAAAAAGUCAACAAAAUUCUACAUCCACUAAAUCAUCCCAAAAAUCAACCACAUCAUCUCCAUUAGACUUUGAAGAAACAAAGCAAAGUACCACACCUACUGCUAAAAACAAUAGUGGGGUACCCCGUAGUGAUACUAAUUAUAGCAAACUCAAAAACACGAAGGAGAACCUUUCGAAAGGCUCUUGGAGACAAGAAUGGCUUGCAAAUUUGAAACUUAUUUCCGUUUCGCUGAUUGAUGAGUUCCCUUCGCAGCCUUCUAAUAGCGAGAGACAAAAAAUUAAUGAAAAAAUGCAAUUACUCAAAGAUAUAUUUGCUUACAAGUUUAAUUCAGCCAUUUCCAAUAAUUUUAGAGAAAGUGACAUUAUCAUACUGAAAGGUGAAAUAGAGGAUUAUCCAAUGAGUUCUGAGAUCAAGAUUUAUUAUGACGAAACACAGAACAAGCCUGGUACAAAAAAGGCCAGAUUUUGGUCAUUUAUGAAGACUCAGAGAUUUAUUUCCAACAUGGGAUUUGAUAUUCACAAGUCGCGGGAACCUGUUUCUAAACCUACGGGGGUCAAACCACAUGAAAUCGAGCCAGAGAGUGUGAUAGAUGUCAAAGUUAUACCAGAAAAUAAAAUACCACAAACGAUGGAAAAACCGGCAAUGAUCAAUAAAGUAAACGGUUCUACCUCGCCAGAUGUAAAGUCUUUAGUGGGGCAGAACACCAUGAAAACAAAAAAGCUGCCAGAAAAGAAGCAAUUCAUCAAUACUUUCAAUUGUAAGAAAGGAGAAAUAGUUUCUAGUAAUGAUAAGAUGGCAUCAAAAAGCGCUUCACUAUCUUUUUCAAAACGCCCAUCUUAUGGCCAUCUCCCUGUUGACAAAAUAGUUCCAACUGUUAAAGUUCGCGGAGCCACUUCGAUCGACGAUAUCACAGACAGUAAUACAACAGAUAUUUUAAGCAGUGUUGAUGUUUUAGGCAGACAAUCACAAUCUAAUACGCAACUAUCAAAGAUAUACAUACCAACCCAAGAAACAGAGCAUGAAAUUGAUAAUAAGGAUAGUGACACCGAAUAUUCAGAGGGCAUGCAAGAAGACGGUCUUUCCUUUGCAGAUAUUGUUUUGUCGAAAACAGCAUCGGUGCUGGAUGAAAAGGAAAAACAAUUGGCUGUUGCAAAUGACAUUAUCCGAUCUCUGUCGGAUGACGUUAUGAGGAAUGAAAUCAGAAUAACUUCACUUCGAGGAGAUUUAACUUUCACGAAGAAGUGCCUUGAGAACGCUAGAAGCCAAAUAUCUGAGAAAGAUGCCAGGAUCAAUAAAUUAAUGCAAAGAAUUUUUAAGAAAAGAAGGAGAUAA
Molecule: messenger RNA, 4065 nt
Organism: Saccharomyces paradoxus
Lineage: Eukaryota; Fungi; Ascomycota; Saccharomycetes; Saccharomycetales; Saccharomycetaceae
Gene: SIR4
Product: chromatin-silencing protein SIR4
Exons: 1
Coding region: 1-4065 (1354 amino acids)
Source: RefSeq, a predicted model, not a curated record